This is a messenger RNA of Notothenia coriiceps (black rockcod), 420 nucleotides long. Its product is annotated as aryl hydrocarbon receptor nuclear translocator 2-like. The annotation marks the transcript as partial. The record is from RefSeq and is a predicted model, not a curated record. Lineage: Eukaryota; Metazoa; Chordata; Actinopteri; Perciformes; Nototheniidae. The transcript is spliced from 4 exons.
AUGUCAAACUUCCUGGAAGCACUCCUCCAGCAUCAUCACGUCUCACCUGUUCCUGUGACCAGCUCUCCGGUCUCCAUGGACAUGAACGGCCUGUCGGUGCCCACAGAGUUCCUGUCGCGCCACAACUCAGACGGUGUCAUCACCUUCGUGGACCCGCGCUGCAUCAACGUGAUUGGCUAUCAGCCUCAGGACCUGCUGGGGAAAGACAUCCUGGAGUUCUGCCAUCCUGAGGACCAGAGUCACCUGAGAGAGAGCUUCCAGCAGGUGGUGAAGCUGAAGGGCCAGGUUCUCUCUGUCAUGUACCGCUUCAGGAUGAAGAACAGGGAGUGGAUGCUGAUCAGAACCAGCAGCUUCACCUUCCAGAAUCCCUACUCUGACGAGAUCGAGUACAUCAUCUGCACCAACACCAACGUCAAGUGG